AUGACUUUAAAGGGAUUCAUGUAUAAAACGUUACCAAGUGUUGAAGGGCUCCAUGCUAUUGUGUCAAAUAGAGUUGGAGGACCUGUUAUUAAAGCGGCCCAUGAUACUGCUCCAGAGCAUGCUUUGAGACCUGGUUUCUUACCUGCUUUUGCCCUUGCAACAGACCGAGGGAACAAACUUGGACUUUCAAAAAAUAAAAGUAUCAGCUGUUACUGUUACACCUACCAGGUGAUUCAGUUAAAUUUGGUGGUGAGUUUCAUAGGCCGCAGCCAUGCCAAUACAGGACUAACUGUCAGCCUAGAAAAGAAACUUGCUCUGUUAUUUGAAGAAUUGAGACAAGUUGUGGAAGUUUCUUAA
Messenger RNA from Saimiri boliviensis boliviensis (Bolivian squirrel monkey), 357 nucleotides. NCBI's taxonomy places the organism in Eukaryota, Metazoa, Chordata, Mammalia, Primates, Cebidae. The record is from RefSeq and is a predicted model, not a curated record.